Molecule: messenger RNA, 562 nt
Organism: Oppiella nova
Lineage: Eukaryota; Metazoa; Arthropoda; Arachnida; Sarcoptiformes; Oppiidae
Source: the annotation of a GenBank genome assembly
AUAUCAAUGGUUAAGAAGUUUAUAAUACGUAUUAUUAAAUGUUUUCUUUGUUAGACUUUUAAAUAGUUUUUGUAUUACAUGCUAAUUUAUUUUAUUAAUAUUAUACAAACAUGAGUGACCUGGCUAUUAAGAAAUUGAACGAGAUCAGUGCCGAGUUAAAGGCUCAUCAAAAUGAUACGCCCGAGGUGAAAAUGCUAAACACCACGGUCGAUGAGAUCCACCAGAUGAAUGAGCACCGGCAGAAAAUGCGUUACGCCAACGCAGCCCUAAUGGGCCUAAUUUUGGCGGCUUUCCUAUGCUAUGCCCUAAUCGUAAGACAGGGAGACCUCAUCUCAAACUUUGUCGGAUUUGUCGUGAUUUUUAUGGGAGGGCUGUUAGCUUUCAAGUACAUGGACUACAUGGAUAAUACCAAGAUUAUGGACACGUUCAUGCAUCUGAGCAAAAGUUACCGGGCUAAAAAAGUUGAGCCGGUUCAGCCACAGGAUAAACAUGUAGAUGAGGCUAAUGUUAAACCAAAGUAUUUGUAAUCUUAAAGUUAGAGAGAGAGAGAGAGAGAGAGAGA